This is a messenger RNA of Daucus carota subsp. sativus, 3331 nucleotides long. RefSeq lists its product as uncharacterized. The record is from RefSeq and is a predicted model, not a curated record. The transcript is spliced from 3 exons. The coding region runs from base 1 to 2511 and encodes 836 amino acids. Lineage: Eukaryota; Viridiplantae; Streptophyta; Magnoliopsida; Apiales; Apiaceae.
AUGGAUAAGUCGUGGAUUUUGAAAGAUAGGGAUUCAUUAGACUACGAAAUAGGGGUUGAAAAUUUCUUGAUCUUUGCCAAAGAAAAUGCAGUUGAUUGUAAAAACAUUCCUUGUCCGUGUGGUCGUUGUGGUAAUUUCAAAAAAAAUUCUGUGAAAAUCAUCAGAGGUCAUUUAUAUGAGAACGGUUUUAGUUUAGGGUACACUGAAUGGAUUUGGCAUGGAGAAAAAUGUGUCGAAACUAGGUCUUCAGCUGGUAGUUCAUACCCUCCUGACUUGAACAGAGUUGCUGCCACACAAACAAAACAAGUUUGUGAGGCAGCAUAUGGUACUGGUGAUUAUGAUGAGGAGGCACAUGAGUUUAAGAGGUUUGUGGCCGACGCUGAACAACCUCUGUUUGAGGGUAGUGAGUGCACUAAGUUAGAGUCGAUGUUAAAACUGCAUAACUGGAAAUCGAGGUUUGGCAUUAGCGAUGCUGCCUUUACCGACUUGUUGUCUUCUGUUGGCUCUUUCCUUCCAAGUGGUCAUGUUUUGCCUGUUAAUGCAUAUGAAGCAAAAAAGAACCUAUCUGAUCUAGGACUUGAUUAUAUAAAAAUCCACGCAUGUCCUAAUGAUUGCAUACUGUAUAGGGGUGUAUAUAGUGAAGGUUCCAAGUGUCCCAAGUGUAAUUUAUCUCGUUGGAAAUUGGGGAAGGAUGGUAGAGUUAGGACCAAUGUUCCAGCAAAAGUUUUAUGGUACUUCCCUAUUAUUCCCAGAUUUAAACGGUUGUUUAAAUCUCCUUCUACUGCUGAAAUGAUGUCUUGGCAUGCAAACCACCGAAUUCAAGAUGGCCUGAUGCGCCAUCCAGCCGACUCUCCUUCUUGGAGGAAUAUCGAUCAUAGGUGGCCCAUCUUUGGUAGUGAGUCUAGAAAUCUUCGCUUAGCGUUGUCGGCUGAUGGUAUAAAUCCACAUACUAAUAAGCUAAUCAAUAGGUAUAGCUGCUGGCCAGUGGUGUUGGUAACUUAUAAUCUUCCUCCAUGGCUAUGCAUGAAGAGGAAGUUUAUGAUGUUAACAUUAUUAGUUUCUGGUCCGCAUGAGCCGGGAAAUAAUAUAGAUGUAUACCUACAACCAAUGAUUGAUGAUCUAAAAAAGCUCUGGGAAGAGGGGGAACCAAAUGUUUUCGACGGGUAUAGUAAAUCUUAUUUCACUUUAAGAGCAAUAUUGUUGUGGACGAUAAAUGACUUCCCUGCAUAUGGUAAUCUGUCUGGCUGCGUUAAUAAGGGGUAUAUGGCAUGUCCAAUAUGCUGCGAUGAUACCAUAGCUAAAUACUUGACUCAUAGUCGAAAAAUGUGCUACCAAGGCCAUCGCCGGUACUUGCCUCGACAUCAUCCAUAUAGGAGGCAGAAGACAAGUUUUAAUGGAGAACAAGAGCAUGGACAGGCACGUGAACCCCUUUCCGGAGAAGAAGUAUUAGCGCAGCAGCAAGAAGUGAAGUUUACUUUUGGGAAAGAAGUGAAGAAUUCCCAGAGGGUAGAAUGUGUAUGGAAAAAGAAGUCAAUUUUCUUCGAGUUAGAAUACUGGAAGUUUCACCACAUUCGCCAUUGUCUCGAUGUAAUGCACAUCGAAAAAAAUGUCUGUGAUAGUCUCAUUGGUACCCUUCUAAAUAUGCGGCAUAAAUCUAAAGACAGUGAAGCAUCUCGCCGUGAUAUGAUGGAGAUGGGUGUCAGGGGUGAUUUAGCUCCACAAGUAGGAGAAAAAAAAACCUACUUGCCCCCUGCACCUUAUACUCUGUCAAAGGCGGAAAAAAAGAAAGUUUUGUCAUCAUUCUUAUACAUGAAAGUUCCUUUUGGACAUUCAUCAAACAUCAAAAAUUGUGUGUCGAUGUCUGAUAUGAAAAUGUACGGGCUAAAGUCCCAUGACUGCCACAUCCUCCUCCAACAGUUGCUCCCUGUUGCCAUUCGAUCUGUUCUUCCGAAACAUGUUAGAAUCAGCAUAAUUAGAUUGUGUUUCUUUUUCAACUCAUUGUGUAACAAAGUUGUAGAUGUAUCAAAACUAGAUAAACUGCAAUCAGAUGUGAUAGUGACUUUGUGUGAGCUUGAAAAGAUAUUUCCCCCCUCGUUUUUCGAUGUAAUGAUACAUUUGACAGUCCACCUGGUUAGAGAAUUGCGUUUAUGUGGACCAGUUUUCUAUAGAUGGAUGUAUGCAUUUGAAAGGUUUAAUAAAGUGUUAAAGAGUUAUGUUCGAAAUCGUUAUUAUCCGGAGGGUUGUAUAGCCGAAAGCUAUAUAAAAGAAGAAUCAGUUGAGUUCUGUUCAGAAUUUGUUGGACAGAGUGGCACUGCAGGACUUCCGAAUGAAAAAAGCAAGCUUUCGGGUCCAUUAUCUGCUGCAAAAGUAAUAUCAGUUGAAGAAAACGAGCGAGACGAGGCACAUCUGCAUGUCCUUCAAAACAACUCUGAAGUCUAUCCUUAUAUUUUGAUGCAUAAGGAGUAUCUUGAAAGACUUUACCAAGGGAAAAAAAAAGUGCUCAGUGGAUGAUGGGUGAACACAAUCGGCUAUUUGCUGAUUGGUUUGAAAAAAAAGUUAGCAAUGAAAUUAAGGAGAAUGUUGAUAGUGUUUCUGAAACGAUUAGAUGGUUGGCAGGAAAACCAUCUUAUUAUGUUUUGACAUAUGGAGCAUAUCUAGUUGAUGGAGUCCGGUACUUCACAAAGGAGCGAGAUGAUUUGAGAGUUGUCCAAAACAGUGGUGUUUCUUUAGUGGCGAAGACAGUCCAAGUCUCCAGUGCUAAGGAUUUGAAUCCCGUGGAGAGCGAUAUGAAAUUUUAUGGAAUGAUCUUAGAUAUAUGGGAGUUAGAUUAUCAUGAAUUCAAAGCUCCCCUGUUCUUGUGUAAGUGGGCAGAGAAUGAGAGAGGAAUUAAGGUAGACGACCUUGGAUUCACACUUGUGGACUUUAGUCGACAAGGGCACAAGAAAGAUAAAUUUGUGUCCGUUGACCAAGUAAAGCAAGUUUUUUACGUUGAAGAUCCGGUUGAUGCUAGAUGGUCUGUUGUAUUAACCUCUACGACUCGAGACUAUCACGAUGUGUAUAAUGAAGAUGAUUUAGGAGACACGGUCUUGGAAAAUCCCCCAUUCUGCUCUGCUAUACCCACAUGUGAUGUUGAUGCCCUUGAGCAUAGUGUUAGUCAUUGUAGACAGAACAUUCAGGGAAUUUGGCUUAAAAAGUCAACCUAGGAUAAGUUUGUUGUUUUUAAUAUAUUGCAUCUUUUUAUUUGCCUUUACCAUGUCUGAUAGUUAGACUUUAAUCUAUUGCAAUAUGUGUUACGUGCAUUUUUUAAUUUUUCAACGUUAUUCUUUUGCCU